This is a messenger RNA of Diatraea saccharalis (sugarcane borer), 6170 nucleotides long. NCBI's taxonomy places the organism in Eukaryota, Metazoa, Arthropoda, Insecta, Lepidoptera, Crambidae. The record is from the annotation of a GenBank genome assembly.
AGGUGUCAUUUUAGAAGCAUGAAUAAAAAAGCUUUUGGGGUUUAGGGUUUUGGGUUCUUAUGUGUUUUAUAGUCUUCUAUAGUCUUCUAUAGUCUUCUUCAAUUCAUAAUGAAUAAAUUCAUUUUAUGUGAUUCGGUUUUACAAAACGCGAACAGUGGUACUCGAAUUAUGAUGUUAAACAAAAAAUGUGAAUAAAAAUAAUAACCAACACCUAGUGGGUGCUAUGUUGCUGCCUGUGUAAAUAAAAGGAUGAAUGCAGAAAAGAGACUGUAGCAAUGAUAUUAUUUGAAAUUCGAUUAUUUAAUAAAAUUAAGGUUGUGUAAGUCUUGAAACAAAUAGAGCAAUGAGAUUCCAUCGAAGGUGCGGUGACCGAGUCACGCUAUUAAACGAUAAUUCAACAGCAGUACGAAAUUUUGUAGAAUUCAACCAUGGUUUGAUUUUAAGCGCUGAGCCUCUGAAGGAUGACAUAUUAUUUGAAAUAUGUAUAGACAGAAAGGUGAAUGUUUGGAAUGGAUCCCUAGAAAUUGGUGUUACCACUUUAGAUCCUGAGUACAUGGAACUUCCAGCUACUGCUACAAAACUACGUAACACAGCCUGGAUUAUGUCAGGAAGUUCCAUUGUUAAAGAUGGUGUUACUAUUAUUAAUUCAUAUGGGCCUGAACUUGAUACACUCCGUGAAGGUGACUGCUUAGGUGUGAUGCGUACUUGUAAGGCAGAGUUAAUGUUCUAUAUCAAUGGUAGGUGUAUUGGUCUUGCUGCGAGAGACCUGCCAUCAAAAGUGUUUGCUGUAAUAGAUCUGUAUGGUCAAUGUGUUCAAGUUUCAAUAACGCAUUCAAGCAGUAUGAGGCCUAUUAUGGAGAGCAGCUUAGACCAGAUUGAAGAGGAUCCUAACAAUGAUAAUACAUUGACUUCAAGUGAGAUGGAUGUGGCAGGGGCACUACCGGAAUGUGCAUCCAAAGAUUCUCAAAAUGUUUACAUACCGAUGACAUCAGAAGGUGCCACUGCAUUGGCUCAAGAUCGACUUCGUUUUCAUCCACGAUGUGGAAUUCUAGUCAAAUUAUCAAACAAUAAUAAAUCUGCCGAAAGAGCGAGACCACUGGAUGAUUAUAACAACGGUGUUGUGAUGACUCAUCGACCCUUGGCAGACAAUGAGUUAUUUGAAAUACGCAUAGACAGGCUUGUGGAUAAAUGGAGUGGGAGCAUAGAGGUGGGAGUAACUACACACAAUCCAGCCACUAUCAGAUUCCCAUCGACAAUGACAAACAUGGAUACAGGCACUAUUAUGAUGUCUGGUUGCAAGGUGUUGCUCAAUGGACACGGCACUUGCAUGGAGUAUGGGAAUUUCAAUCUAGACGAAUUGAGAGUUUCUAUCGUCGACCCCUGUGAAGAUGUAGACAGUAAUGUAAACCCACCGUCGUCGGUACUUUCUACACAGUACCAAUUUCCAUCUUUGUGUCGUUUGAGACCAAACUUAGACGAACAUACUCUUUUAUUUCAUACGCUGCGUGAUUCGAAUGUUAUUAUUAUUAACGAUGGUAAGACUGCUCAUAGGCCUAAUGCUUUCGAAUACUUCAACAACGGCAUAGUAAUGACGAAUAGAACGCUUAGGACUGGUGAGCUUUUCCAAGUUAGGCUGGAUCUAGUCAUACCCAAGUGGGCCGGAAGCAUUGAAAUCGGGGUCACGCAGCAUUCUUCAAACGAUAUCAAGUUUCCAUUCAAAAUGAGCAAUGCUAAAUCCGGCACUUGGGCUAUGACUGGAGAAGACGUAAUACGCGACGGAACCAUAAUCAUACCGCAGUACGUCAGGAAUCUUAAUAGAUUAGUGGAAGGAGACACUGUCGGUGUAAUGCGAAAAGAUAUGGGUAUUUUGCAUUUUUUCGUUAACGGCGUCGAUCAGGGUCCUGCUGCGUUCAAUAUACCAGAACAUGUCUUCGGAAUAGUUGAUCUAUAUGGCCGCGUUGCGCAAGCGACUAUAGUAGACUGCUAUAUGCCGCCACCGUUCUCACCAGAAUCGCCAUUGUCUACAGAAUCCAACGCCACUGUUUAUCCUGAAAUGUGCUUCCAUCGCGUUCAUGGACGCAACGCUCACCUUAGCCGCAACAGACUGACCGCGUACCGUGGUACGGUUUACUCGGAGUUCAAUGACGCAGUAUUAUUCAGUUCGCGGCCGUUGCGAGAGUGUGACAUGUUUGAAUUGCGUAUAGACAAAAUGGUCGACUGCUGGAUCGGCAGCUUAGAAAUAGGAGUAACUGCAAUACGGCCGGACGACUUAGAAAGCAAUGGUGGAGUAGGUGCCGUGGCUGGCACAGCUACUGAUUUAAAUUGGGACACUUAUAUAUUGAGCGGUGCUGCUAUGAUGAAGGAUGGUGAAUGUGUACGCAGCGGAUAUCCAUUAGAUUUGGACACUUUAACCGUCGGCAGUAGAGUUGGUUUAAUGUGGCAUGCUGAUCGUAGUCUACAUUAUUAUUUAGACGGAAUGGACAUGGGCAAAGCAUGGAGCUUCUCUGAAUAUUGUGGUGACAACAUCUGUCUGAUGCACGACUAUUCAUAUGCACGACGACUUACACCGGAUCCUAUGGCUGCAUUAGUAUUUAGUUCCGCACACCUCGCCGUCGGGGAAGUAUUUGAGGUAAAACAUUCCUAUAUUAGUUACAAGUGUAUUAUAAUACUAGCUCGUGUAAGGAAAAUAAUAUCUAAAACAUUUCCAGUAGUUUCAGAGCCUAUUCGAUGCAAAUAAUCAAACAAUCAAAUCAAAUCAAUGUGUUCAUAAGUUUUGAGACAAACUUUUUACUAAAAUAAUAGAAUAAUAUGUUAUUGGCUGUUAUUUUUUUUUAAUUUGGAAUGUUAACUUUCUGUUUAUUUGUAUCACAAAUUCAUUUGUUUAUAUUUUCACGUGAUGGAGGGAACGAAACAAUUACGUGCAAAAAAAACCCGAUGCAGAUUUUCCGCGAGCUGAAAAGUUCUCGUGUAAGCCGUAACUUCGUCUAUUACACAAUACAGCGGUAACUACAAAAAUAUAAGUUUCUGCAUGAUCGUCAAAGGAGUGAUAAAAAUAGCACAGUGUAAGUAUGGAUACGCGGGCAGUUUUCGUAUGGGAGUGACAGAUAUAAACAUACUAAACGCGCAUGUCAAUCGGAGUUUUCCACCUUCUGUAUCUUACUUGCCACAUUAUACGGCUUAUAUUGACGUGGAACUUGAUUCUUCACUUUCAAAGCUGCCGUCAUCAGAAUCAUCAGAAUCAUUUAAACGGUCAUACUAUAACAAAAUUAUAAGAACGAUUAGAGAUUUUCCCAAUUCGUUUGAGCACAAAUAGAAUAGGCCCUCAAGUAUCAUGUUAAUGCGUACGAUUUAUAAGAACUGCAUUAAAUUAGAAAUAUGAAUUGCAGGGAAGUACAUAAAAUAUUCAAAAGCUGGUACUCGCGAGCACAAUAUGUAUACUUUCGUGCCGUCAUUGGAGUGGCUUAGGCCUGGAGACAGGAUCGGGCUCAAGAAGACCAUUGAUAGCCGUGUGCUCAUAUACUAUAACUCCGAGCUAGUAGAUAUGGCCUUCGAAAAUGUGCCUGAUAAGGUGUAUGUAAUCAUGGAAAUAUAUGGACAUGUUACUAAAAUCCAAGCGGUAUCAAGAACUAAUCUGGGCAAUGCGUUCCCUCAAUCAACAAUACCAAACGAUGAAUGUACGAAGGCAAUUCUACCUGCAACCAACAACGCUAAUAGCGUUUGCAACAGUACUGGAGCAAUUCAACCUAACUAUGGUCAAUUGAACGCUGAAGUUACUAAUGGCCACUUUAAUGAGGCAUCCACUGAACAAGUGACAGUUUGUAACGAAGAAAUGGCCGCUUCUAUAGAUGUUACCAAUGAACCGACCACUACGACCGCCGCUCUAGUGACUACGGAGACUAGGAGAAAACGACAUCCGUUGCCGUAUACAUUCCAUUAUGUGCACGGAAAGAAUAUCAGGCUUUGCAGUUCAGGUAAGACUUGGAAAUUCAUUGCUUAUACCUAAACAAGGAAUAUGCGGCUGAUUUAAAAAAUAAGAGGUUAAAUAUUAUUUAUUACAGUCAUUCUUAAGAAUGAAAUCUAUGUAAAAAUUUUCAACAUUAUUUCGAUUUCGUCUUGAAAAUAAUUGAAAAUGCAUAUAUAUGAUUAUUAAAAAUUAAAAACGUAAAUUUGUUCUUACAAUUAAUUUACAUAUGUAUUGAAUAUGAUUACAGACACAGUCGCUGUUCGCACAUCAGGGUAUAAAGAUGCAGUCGCGAUUGUUAGUCAGCCAUUGCGAAGAGGACACAAUUUUAGGUUCCGUGUAGACAAAGUGGCAGGGGAAUGGUCGGGCAGUGUAUCUAUUGGAGCUGUUGGCGCUUUGCCUUCUGAGAGUCUGCCUCAGUGCGCGAUGCAUCUCGAACCACCAAUAUGGGUGAUCUCCAGCGAUCUCUUGCACGAUAACGGCGUUUUCAAAAAGACACACUUGGCGUCUGCAUUGGAUGAUCUGCAAGAACAGUCUGUGUUGACGAUACAUUUUAGAUUUAACAGCGAGCUAGUCAUAGAUAUAGAUGGGAAAGUUAUCGGCACCAUAGGUACUAUUCCCAGGCCAUUUAGUCACGUCUUCCCAUUGAUAGAUCUCUAUGGGAGAGUUCAACAAGUAAGUCUUCGAGUAUCAGUAUUACUUCACCCGUUCGUUGUUGUGAGUGGUACUUCUCUCGAUUUACCAAUUAUAGCGGAAAAUCUCCGAGAAGAAUCUCUCGCAGAGUUAGAAUCCGACGAUACUGAAAACGCGCAUGACGCUAUCAACACCGCUUAUUUUCCCGAAAUCCGAUGCAAGCGUAAACCUAAAUCUUAUAGUCAAGAUAACCUAGUCGAAGAUCAUCUAGAUCCCAUUGUGCAACCUGGUCCGAGUUCUCAUCCCGAUCCACUGCCAUCGUUUAGUCUUCCUAAUGCAGAAAUAAAUAAAUUAGAUAUAUGCAGAAAAGUGUGCCAGAACCGUGUGUCACUCCAUCAUAGUUUAAUCCUGCCGGAGAACAGUUCAUUUCCCAUCGACAACAACGAGGCUGUCAAUCGUUGCAUACAGAAAAGUCAUUCGACUCACAACUUUUGUCAAGUGGAGGAUAACAAUUUAGAAUACGACAUGAAAACACCGAUCAUACGUCAUACGUACAGCGACGGUUCACAUGUCGAUGAUUCUGAUGAUGUCGUCCACGAGAAUAUAUUAUGUGACACCAACAUUCGUCAUAAUGACAGAUAUCCUGAAGCGAAUGACGUGGAUAAUUUGGAUAACGAAAUCAUGGAUGCGUUGACGCUUGAAACUGGCAAUUUGCCUGACUUGACUGAGGAGCAGUCGUCGUCGAUAGACGAGUCUACCAGACGGGAUGAUAUUUGGUCAGAGCCGUUAUCCGUAGAGAAUUUGAAUUAUCUCAAUAGGAUAUUGUGUUUCGACCAGGAUGGUACGGAGGGGCAGAGCUUGGAGUCGGAAUGGGAGGCUUCAGGGGAAGGCUGUGAGCAUUUGCACUUAGUUUUGAAAUAUUGGAAUUUCCUCGUGCUUCCAUAUCCAGAGUUGCGCCAAGCAGUUUCGUGGGGCCAAGUAAGCUGGUUUGAUGAGGAAGGGAAACCGCAUCACACAGUGCUGGCUAUAGAAAUUGACGUAGAGGGUUCGGAUGCAGAGAAUGACAGGUUGUUAGCGUUUUUAAUUUACCUCAAAUCCCAUGUGGUGUUCAUAGACGACAACCCGCCAAGUUUAGAAGAAUAGGCUACCCCCACAUACACGUAUAUUUAAGAAAUAAAAAUCAUUUGUUCCAUAAAAUUGUAUGCAUGAUGAUAAAAAGAAAUCACUUGUGAUAUUAAGAAUCUGCAUAAUUUUGAUCCACGUGUAAUAUGUGUGUGUUGAUACGGAAAUUGAGCUUUACAUUCAUUGUUAUAUACAGGUAGUAACCAAACAUGCGCUGGCAACUAGUUAUCGUUGGCGACUUAUUAUGGGGUUCCAUUUCUUUUCGUGUAUAAAGAAUGACUUCGGAAUUUCAUAUCGAUAACUAGUCGAUAUAAUACAUUGUGCGUAAAUAAGUCCUAGUAUGUAAUACUGUGAAAUUUUAUUAAAUUAUUCGAAAUGAAACUUUUUAUUGUUAAAUUUGAAAAUUUAAUAUAUCUACAUUUAAUUGUCCAUUCAUCAAAAGAAAAUAGCAUUG